Messenger RNA from Cornus florida, 1239 nucleotides. RefSeq names its product HIPL1 protein-like. The record is from RefSeq and is a predicted model, not a curated record. Bases 1 to 1239 code for a protein of 412 amino acids. The transcript is spliced from 6 exons. Lineage: Eukaryota; Viridiplantae; Streptophyta; Magnoliopsida; Cornales; Cornaceae.
AUGUAUGAUCUUAAGAGUAUAAGGAAACGUGUUGGUCAUGGUCGGUUGAGUGGUGAUCCCCAUUUCGGGAAACUACAGGAGUGUGUCGCAGGCAUGGUUGGGAUUUUAGAGCAGCUAUGUGAUCAAUUUUCUGCUCAGUUAUUUAGAAUUGACUUAGGUCUUAGGAAUGCUCCUGCUUUAUGCAACUCCACUAAUUCAGUGGAACUACUUCAGUCGAAGGGUGGAGCUUCAACUGACUUUUGCAUGAAGGUAUGGGACAUAUGUGGAAACAUACCCAUCCUGAAUUCCCUAUUUGUUCCAUCGCUACGAAGAAGAGCUGGCAUAUCAUUUGAUUCUUCACCUUCUAAACUGUUGAAUUUGUGGCAAUCAAAGAGGGGCUUUUGUGAAGCAUUUGGCGUGCCUUUAGAUGAUGGAGUAGUAUGCUUCGAUGGUGAAACUAUUUUAUUUAGCAAUGCAGAAGAUCCUCAACCUCCACAGGGUCUGUGCCUUGAGAAAAUUGGAAAUGGAUCUUAUAUUAAUAUGGUUCCACAUCCUGAUGGCUCAAGCCAAGUCUUCUUGAAUAACCAACAAGGUAAAAUAUGGUUAGCCACUAUUCCUCGGGAGGGGUCCAAAGACGUUUUGGGAGUUCAUGAAUCCAACUCCUUUAUGGAUAUAACUGAGCAAGUGCUUUUUCAAACUGAAUUUGGGGUGAUAGGAAUGACAUUUCACCCAAAAUUUACAAAUAACGGUCGAUUCUUUGUCUCGUUUAACUGUGAUAAAAUCCAACAUCCAGGAUGUUCAUGUAGAUGCUCAUGCAAUACAGAUAUAAAUUGUGAUCCUACGAAGCUUGGUGCUGAUAACGGGAUUGAGCCAUACCAGUACCAUACUGUUAUCGCAGAGUUUUAUGCCAAUGGAAAAAGUGUUAAUCCAUCAGAAGUGAGGAGGAUAUUCAUGAUGGGGCUUCCAUAUCGAGGAGCUCUUUUUGGAAGUGAUGGGUAUUUGUAUUUUAUGAUGGGAGAUGGUUCACGUGGAGAUGAUCCUUACAAUUUUUCACAAAACAAGAAAUCCUUGCUUCGAAAGAUUUUAAGAUUUGACAUAGAUAACAUACCAACAAAUAUGUUGACUAAGCCCAGCUUGACUAUGGAAGACUGGAGAAGAGAAGGCCGAACAGACUUUGUGAGCACAUCUGUAGUCUGUUCUGAAGAGGGAACAAAAAUAGGGUUAAUGAUACCUAAGCGAACCUUCUCUCGAAUAAAGUGA